Messenger RNA from Mucor mucedo, 372 nucleotides. RefSeq lists its product as uncharacterized. The transcript is spliced from 3 exons. Bases 1 to 372 code for a protein of 123 amino acids. Lineage: Eukaryota; Fungi; Mucoromycota; Mucoromycetes; Mucorales; Mucoraceae. The record is from RefSeq and is a predicted model, not a curated record.
AUGCUUCACAACAGUAGUACCGCGGAACAUAUUCCGGUUCUCACAAGCUUGUCAAAACAACCCAGAAGAGGCAAUAACUAUGUUUUGUUUGCUGCAUCCCACCUAAACCACUACAACAAUUUAACGAGUCUACGUUAUGUCGGUUCCAACACCUUCUUUUUUAAGACGACAUUUGAUGGCGUGAAUGAUUUUCUUGUCUCAACUGAUGUGGUUGAAUUACAUGGCGUGGUAGAAUACAACAGGCUCAUGCCAAAGGUGGUCUUACGUCGCCCUGAUCAACAUAAGAAUGUUAUUUGUCGCUUCAAAGAUAUCGUUUGUAACGUUGGCCAUGUCCAAUACACCAUGGCUGAAAAUUAUUACACAGUCAUAUAG